Molecule: messenger RNA, 1163 nt
Organism: Aspergillus homomorphus CBS 101889
Lineage: Eukaryota; Fungi; Ascomycota; Eurotiomycetes; Eurotiales; Aspergillaceae
Product: putative methyltransferase
Exons: 1
Coding region: 249-1067 (272 amino acids)
Molecular function (GO): oxidoreductase activity
Source: RefSeq, a predicted model, not a curated record
UAUUGUACGAUAGAAAAUGCAGGACAUCGACUUGUCUUCCACCUUCACACCAAUAUAUGGUUAUGUGAUCCGGGUUCUGGUCUGCAGCAGAAAAUGCUCGGUGUUUGAUUGUUAAUCGCUCGUUGCGGUGGCGUCAUCCCCGCCUCCCGCUCGCCGCCGCCUUUAUAUACGACCAUGAUCAACAUCAACUACACCACAGCAUUAAUCGCUAUCCAACAAUCUUUCCCAUCAACCACAAGAAAUUUAUAAUGUCUGCACAGGGCGACAUCACCGCCGAGAUCAAUUUCUACAAGGCCCCAGCCGACGGCUCCGCGCCAUUCGCCUACGUGGAGCAGCCGCCGGCGGGGCAACCCGAACAAAACUACUCCCAGACGCCGCAACAAGUGCCGCUGACGGACAUCCAAGGGCACGAGGACGAGUACAGCCUGGAACACGACGCCUUCUCAGUUGUUCAGGGCGUGCCGUCAGCCAUGGCCUACGCGCAAUUCGACUCCGACAUCGCGAUCCGCCAAAUCUACUACCCGGAGACGGAGCGACUCAUCUUGGAGCACGUCCCGGACGCCAAGCGCGUGGUGAUCUUCGACCACACGGUGCGCAAGCACGAUCCGACGGCCUCACGCCAGCCCGUGACCUUCGCGCACGUGGACCAGACCGCCGCCGCCGCGGCGCACCGCGUGCGCCGCAGCAUCGCCGACCCCGACGAGGCGGAGCGGCUCAUCGAGGGCCGGUUCCGCAUCAUUAAUGUCUGGCGGCCCAUCAACGGGCGGGUCGAGUCGCUGCCCCUGGCGUUCGCCAGCGGCAGCUCCACCGACCCGGCCGAUCUGAUCCCCGUCCAGCGCCGCUACCCCACCUUCACCGGCGAGACUAUGAGCGUGCAGUACAACCCCAAGCAGCGCUGGCUGUAUUGGUCCCAUAUCGACGACGAUGAGCGCAUUCUGCUGCAGUGCGCUGAUAAUAAGGAGGGCGUUGUCGCUAGGGCGCCCCAUACGGCGUUUAUUCAUCCGCGCUCUCCGCCUGAUGCGAAGCCGAGGGAGAGUAUCGAGGUGCGGGCUUUGGUUUUUGAUUGAGGUUGCAUGUUUGCGACGGAGUAUAUAAUUAGCGAUCAUUUGUGCGGAUAUUGACAGUGUUGGCAUUCAUAAAUGACUAUCUAUACAAGAUUACCC